CUCCGUUAUUUAUUUCAGUUGUUAGACAACAAUGUGGCAGAGUGUUAUUAUUUUCAGUUGCCUUUUAUGGGUGCUGACUGAGGCAGGAGCGCCUUGUGGCCUCCAGUUGGAGUGUGUGCCCCAAGGGCUUUGUAAGCCAGAUUCCUGGAACCCAAAUGCUGAAAUUACGCAAACCUAUUGCCAGAGAUGGGAAACCUGCUGUCAAAGUUCUCAAGUGCUACAUGUGGGCGCCCCAGUAAACUGUGGACACAGUAACCCUAAUGGCCUGGACAAUACCACUCGGACCUUUGUUGACCAGGCCAAACCGAAUGAAUUCCCUUGGAUUGUGGCGCUGAUGAAACAAAAAGUGCAUUUCUUUGGGGCCGGAACUCUGGUAACCGAAAAUGUUGUGGUCACGGCUGCCCACUUGGUACACGACAAGUCGGUGAAUGAUUUUGUGAUUGCCGGGGGUGCCUGGGACCUACACGAACUGUUUAGAUCCACGGUUGUCACUCGAGCUCCGGCCAGGAUUAUAUCGCAUCCAGAAUUUAGUACUAUUACCGGUGCAAACAACAUAGCUUUGAUCAUACUCGACGUUUCGUUUGAGAUGAAACCCCACAUUGGCACCAUUUGCUGGCCCAAUUCGGAGGUCUCUUUGCAGCAGGAACGCUGCGUGGUGGCCGGUUGGGGUGUUAAGUUAUCCGUUUUAAGUUAUCCGUUCCGACAGAAGAAAAUAGAUUUGCCCUUGUUGAACAAGGAUAUAUGCGAGGACCGAUUGCGGAGGAUGCUGGGAAGGAGUUACCUACUGAACCCCACCAUGCUAUGUGCGGGCGGAGAGCGGGGUCGCGAUGCCUGCCGCGGCGACGGUGGAUCCCCGCUAAUGUGUCCCGUACCCGGACACCCCACGACCUUUGAGUUCGUCGGCAUAGUCAACAGCGGCAUAUCCUGCGGACAGGAAAAUGUUCCCGGUCUCUAUACGAAUGUUAGGCAAAUGAAACCCUGGAUCGACAGACACCUUAAUGAGGAACUCAACAAGCCGUAUAAGACCUUUCCCAUAUACGAUAUAGUCUACGAUUAAAAUUAGGGGCACAUCUUAAAAGUUAUAGUAAAUUAUUAUUAUAUGAUUUUAAGUCCCUUACUCCAAUGAAAAUAAAGAAUUCGAUUUAAAAAUAA
This is a messenger RNA of Drosophila biarmipes, 1152 nucleotides long. Its product is annotated as phenoloxidase-activating factor 2. Gene Ontology annotation, molecular function: serine-type endopeptidase activity. Gene Ontology annotation, biological process: proteolysis. Bases 32 to 1057 code for a protein of 341 amino acids. The record is from RefSeq and is a predicted model, not a curated record. Lineage: Eukaryota; Metazoa; Arthropoda; Insecta; Diptera; Drosophilidae. The transcript has 2 exons.